Messenger RNA from Westerdykella ornata, 1440 nucleotides. RefSeq names its product FAD/NAD(P)-binding domain-containing protein. The record is from RefSeq and is a predicted model, not a curated record. NCBI's taxonomy places the organism in Eukaryota, Fungi, Ascomycota, Dothideomycetes, Pleosporales, Sporormiaceae. Gene Ontology annotation, molecular function: flavin adenine dinucleotide binding; N,N-dimethylaniline monooxygenase activity; NADP binding. Bases 1 to 1440 code for a protein of 479 amino acids. The transcript is spliced from 2 exons.
AUGGUCCUGCUCAGAGCCCGCACAGUCGCUAUCGUAGGCGCCGGCCCCUCUGGACUUGUCGCUGCAAAAUACUUUCGUGCAGAAAAGGCGUUCGAUAAGAUUGUUAUCUUUGAGCAGAGGGGUCGUAUAGGCGGUAUUUGGAAUUAUACCCCGGAUCAACGGGAUGAAGAUCUCUUUACUGUUCCCCAGACGGAUCCGGCUGGCAGAAAUCAGGAACCGACUUGGCGGGAGGUAGAUUCUCAAGAUGGCGAAGAGCAGGAGCAAAAUGGCGUGAAGAAGGAGGCUUCGUUUUUGUCGCCGCUGUAUGAGAGGCUGGAAACGAAUAUUCCGCGAGGUUUGAUGGGAUUCCAGGAUCUCGAUUGGCCGCAGGAUAGUCAGCUGUUUCCCAAGCAUGAGACGGUUCUAGAGUACAUUGAGGAGUAUGGGAGAGAUGUAAAGCAUAUGGUGUUGUUCGAAACCCAAGUCGUGGAUGUAAGAGCCGCGGAUCAAGAGUACGGCGGACGCUGGCGCGUGAAGAGCCGAAACCUCCGAUCAGGGAACGAGGACGAAGAAAUAUAUGACGCCGUCAUCGUCGCAAACGGCCAUUUCGUCGUACCCCAUGUUCCGGACAUACCGGGAAUCAAGGAAUGGAACGCAAAUUAUCCCGGCGCUAUCAGCCAUUCCAAGUAUUUUAGGAAACCAGAGGACUUUGCAGGGAAGAAGGUUGUCGUCAAACCCCUCCUCUGGUCGAGCAGGUCCGUCUCCUUUUUCAACCCCAGCAAAGUUAUCGACCCUCGCAAACGCGAGCAUCGACCCAUUGCUCGCUUCCUACCGGAGAGCAGAGGCGUGGAGUUUGAAGACGGUGCGAUAGAGCACGAUGUCGAUGCUGUGCUUUUUGCAACUGGCUAUUAUUACUCUCUCCCUUUUCUGAAACAUGUGGAGCCUGCCCUCAUCACCGACGGAUCCCACGUUCACCAUACCUACCAGCAUCUCUUCUACGCGCCUCGCCCCACCAUAUCCUUCCUCGUCCUCAACCAGCGCGUCAUCCCCUUCCCAAUGGCCGAAGUCCAAUCCGCGGUCCUCGCCCGCGCCUACUCUGGUCGUCUUCCCCUUCCACCUCUCGCUGAAAUGCAGCAAUGGGAAGAAAACGCCAUUGCCGAAAACGGCAACGGCAAGAACUUCCACCUUCUGCCUUUCCCAAGAGAUGGACAGUAUCUCAACAAAAUGUCGGACUGGGCGAUGAUGGUGCCACCAAGAGAAGGCUUGGAGAACGAUGGGAAGGGGAGGAUUCCGCCCAGGUGGGGCAAGUGGGAGUUCUGGUGUAGGGACAAUUUCGCUGCUAUUCGAGGGGCGUUUGGGGCCAGAGGGGAGGAAAGACACAAGGUGAGAAGUAUUGAGGAGCUGGGGUUUGUUCAGGGGAAGGAGAGGGAACAUCAAGGAGAGGAAAAUCGGAUUAUCUGA